Messenger RNA from Medicago truncatula (barrel medic), 1659 nucleotides. Its product is annotated as protein phosphatase methylesterase 1. Bases 181 to 1218 code for a protein of 345 amino acids. The transcript has 13 exons. Gene Ontology annotation, biological process: protein demethylation. Lineage: Eukaryota; Viridiplantae; Streptophyta; Magnoliopsida; Fabales; Fabaceae. Gene Ontology annotation, molecular function: protein methylesterase activity. The record is from RefSeq and is a predicted model, not a curated record.
AUGCGCCACUUCAACAUGAAAUGAAAUUAUAGUACACCUAGAGAGAAUUUAGUGUAUUUUAAAAGGAAAAGAAAAUUAUCAAAGCAUCGCGAUCUUGUUGUUUCACAAACACAAAACUCUUUCUUACAAAAUCUGCAAUAGUGUUAGAACCUCCUCAUAGAUCGAUUCAAACAAAACGCAAUGGAUUCUUCUCACAUGACGUCACUUCCCGAAGACAUCACCGACGAUCAACCACCACAACCCGCUUCCGUUUUCGCUUCUGUUCCUCAACGCCCUCCAACUAAGAGUUCUUCGGAGAAAUACGCACCGUUAGAUUGGUCUGUGUACUUUGAUAAAGAAGAUGAUGUUGCUAUUCCGGAAUCAAAUGAUGUUUUUCAUGUUUACAUGGCAGGAACUGAGGGUCCUGUUGUAUUUUGUUUACACGGUGGUGGUUAUUCUGGGCUUUCAUUUGCUGUGUCAACGGGUAUAAUUAAGGAGAAAGCUAGGGUGGUUGCGAUGGACUUGAGAGGUCAUGGACAAUCAGUGACAGAUAAUGAUUUUGACUUAUCUGUUGAGACCAUGUGCAAUGAUGUAUUGGCUGUUAUAAAGGAAUUAUAUGGCGAUUCUCCUCCAGCAAUUAUCCUCGUUGGUCACAGCAUGGGGGGGUCGAUUGCUGUGCAUAUUGCUGCAAGGAAAUCAUUGUCAACCUUGGCUGGGUUGAUUGUUGUGGAUGUUGUAGAGGGAACAGCAAUGGCUUCACUAAUUCAUAUGCAGCAAAUCCUCUCAAAUAGGAUGCAACAUUUUUCAAGCAUUGAAAAAGCCAUUGAAUGGAGUGUGAGGGCUGGCACUUUAAGAAAUAUCGAUUCUGCUCGCGUAUCAGUCCCCACCACCAUAAAAUAUGAUGAUUCGAAGAAAUGUUAUGUUUAUCGAACAGAGCUGGAAAAGACCGAACAAUAUUGGAAAGGCUGGUAUGAAGGCCUCUCAGAUAAAUUUUUGUCAUCCCCUGUUCCGAAGCUGUUGUUACUAGCAGGAACAGAUAGAUUGGACAGGUCUCUCACAAUUGGUCAAAUGCAAGGGAAGUUUCAGAUGAUAGUAGUCAGACACACAGGGCAUGCUAUUCAGGAAGAUGUACCUGAUGAAUUUGCAACUCUUGUUGUUAACUUUAUUGCUCGUAACCAAAUAGGCCCUAAUGGAGUCGUGAUACCUGGCCUCCCCAAGCCUGCCUUUUCGAAACCCUGAAUCAGGUGUUGGAUAAACCAAGAACGCAACUGCUGCUGGGUGAUGAUGGUGUUCUUAUUUGACAUUCCUUUAGUUGAUUAGUUCUAGCAUUAUUAUGAAUGCUUACAUAUUUGGUAGGUGGAACGAGUAUAUAUUUUAGAUCAUGAUCUGAUGAAUGUGUUAUUAGUUAUUACCCACAAUUAAUUUAGGCAUCUCACAUCAAGGUACAAUGGAUUCGAUCCAAUUUUUUGUUUUUCUUAUCAAGGUACAAUGGAAGAAAGGCUUAAUUUAAUAUUAGGUUCUAGAUUAUAAGGUACAAUGGAAAAAAAGGCGUGAUUUCUGGUAGGCUUUUUAAUUAUAACAAACUCAGGGGUUCUUUGUUUAUGAAAAAUAUUGAUGUUCUUCUUCUACUUCUUCUUAUUGGUGUUUAUAGAGAAGUUGGAUGAAGAAUUUCAAAGAACA